Microplitis mediator is the source of this 1010-nucleotide messenger RNA. RefSeq lists its product as uncharacterized. The transcript is spliced from 4 exons. Bases 38 to 922 code for a protein of 294 amino acids. Lineage: Eukaryota; Metazoa; Arthropoda; Insecta; Hymenoptera; Braconidae. The record is from RefSeq and is a predicted model, not a curated record.
AAACCAUUGGGCCAAGCCCUGGCCGAGGCUUGGGCCAAUGGUCAGCUGCCGAAGCUUGGCAAGUGACAACAGGGCCAAGGCUCGUCCUAUAGUCAGCCUUGGCGAUUCCUAUCUGGGCACUAACGUGGGAAUUUUAUUAACUCGAGAUUUUCAGAAUCGUUUAGGUGCAAAUCCAACAAUUUGGGAGUUUUUGAAAAAAUACAUUCUGUAUAUCAAUGCAGCCAAAAGUGAUCUAAGAAAAUUACAAGAAAAUCCUGUAGCAGUCAUUACUCGAUUCCCUCGAGCUCAUCAUUUAUGCAUUGAAAAAUUAUUAUUAGUACGAUUAUGGAAAUUGUUGACACGUCAAGAAAUAACUGCUAAUGAAUUUUUAGAAAGAAUGAUACACCUACAACAAAACUACUUUAACGAUUUAAUACAUAACUCUGAAUUAUUAAUUGAUGAGCAAUUAGUUAUCAACGAAGUACAAAAUAAUGAAAAUCAAGAAGUUGGUGUUGGAAAUGAAAAUUUAGAAGUCGUAGCCGACGAACCUGGUCAAAACAAUUAUCGCCCGAUGAUUUGUCAACUCUGUAAUGAACAUCCAAUUGGAAUUGUUUGUGUACCCUGCUUACAUGUUCAGAUGUGCUCUGUGUGUUCUCAAUCCGCACAAGAUGCAGCAAAUGCUGAACAUCGAAGACUGCAGUGCCCUUUUUGCAAUCAGCGAGCAACGUUUCAUGAAGGGGAAUUCCGAGAAAAUCCCAAUGGCGAUGAAUUCCCAUUUAUGAUAUGCGAGAUAUGUAAUAUUAAUACUAUUAAUAUUAUUUGUAUCCCGUGUUUACAUAUUUGCGUCUGUCAAAUGUGUUCCAAUGAACGGACUGCUCGGGGAAAUAACAAUUGUCCGACUUGCGAUCAAGAUACAGAAUUUCGACGAGCAUAUUUUCCUUAAUUAAUAAUAUUACAUUAUGAAUAAGUUUUACUAUUAUACGACGUAUAAGUUAAUAAUUAAGUGAAAGUAAUCAUUUUAAAUAACAAUA